Molecule: messenger RNA, 1803 nt
Organism: Xyrauchen texanus (razorback sucker)
Lineage: Eukaryota; Metazoa; Chordata; Actinopteri; Cypriniformes; Catostomidae
Product: homeobox protein Hox-B1-like
Exons: 1
Coding region: 417-1136 (239 amino acids)
Biological process (GO): regulation of transcription by RNA polymerase II
Cellular component (GO): nucleus
Molecular function (GO): RNA polymerase II cis-regulatory region sequence-specific DNA binding; DNA-binding transcription factor activity, RNA polymerase II-specific
Source: RefSeq, a predicted model, not a curated record
UAAAUGCGGCUGGUAUGACAGAGAUACGAUGAGAUGAAGAGCUAAAUCUCAAUGCAACGUUUGAAACGCUUUCUUUAUUUCUUUUUCUCUCUUUCGGAGAGCCUUUCACGCAGGGUUUGACAUAUUCUAGCUGUUAUCAGAUUGAUGGGCUACUUUGAUUGAAGUGGCUUUGUCAUGCAAAUGUCAAGCGCGUGAUGGAUGGUCGCCGUGCGCUGACAAACUUCUGAAGGUCCCCUCACCAUUGGCGCCGUGACGUCUCACGUGACCAGCAGCUGAGGUAAAGAUGUGUUAUAGGGAAGCAUGAGCAAAUACUCUGGAGGUAAGCAUUUCCCCCCUUCGUAUGACAUACUGUUGCGAGAUUGCAGAACAGGCGGCUCUCCCAAUCUCUUAGGGUAACCCUCCGCCAUUACUUGCGCAUGGACAAUUCCAGAAAGAACACUUUUUUGGAGUACACAAUUUGUAACCGUGGGACGAUGAACGCCUACUCGCCCAAAGCUGGAUACCACCACUUCGACCAGGCGUUCUCGGCCCCUUUCCAUACUGCACACACAAGUGACAGCUUUAACGCUGAUGGACGACUAUACGUAGGGGGGAGCAACCAGCCAUCAACUGCACAACAUCAGCACCAGAGCGGGGUAUACGCGCAUCACCAGCAACAAACGCAGCAAAGUGGCACUGGCCUCACCUUCGGUGGCACAGGAACCACGAGUUAUGGGACCCAGGCCUGUGCCAACCCGGACUAUGCACAACAACAGUAUUUCAUUAACCCCGAGCAGGAUGGAAUGUAUUACUCAUCAGGUUUUUCAACUCCAAAUGUCGGUCCUCACUAUGGCUCCAUGGCAGGCGCAUACUGCGGGGCGCAGGGAGCCGUCCCAGCCGCACCUUAUCAACAUCAUGGCUGCGAAGGCCAGGACCACCAGCGAGGCUACUCACAAGGCACCUACGCCGACUUAACGGCCUCCCAAGAGAGGGACACGGAUCAGUCACCACCUGGAAAGACAUUCGACUGGAUGAAAGUCAAACGGAACCCCCCUAAAACAGGUGGAUUGCAUUUCCCCGUGUGUGAAACAAGAACAAAUUUGGCGGAAAGGAUGCCCUUCGACCGUUUCGAGAUAAACUGGACUGCAUUUCAUUAAUUUAAAAACGAAAAUCUAAAACAUAAUAGGCAAAUUGCAAAGUUGUAUCCUGUUUCAAUUCGAACAAUUUUAGAAUGGUAAGACCAGACGCGAUUAGAGACAAGUCGGGCCUGUGCACGUUCACUUUAGUUUCAACUCGUCUCCCCCUGCGUUAAUGCAUGGACCAGACAUGCUUUCGUACGCCCUAGGAAAGUGCCCCAACACUGUUAUCUUUAGCUUGUCCCCGGCUCUCACCGCGCAACAUUCGUUUUUGUAGGCCCCCAUUGUGUUCUUAAGCUUUCCUCUCCUGUCCUAGCCGUGUUUGCCUCACAACGAUUGAAUGCUCAAACUCUAACGCAUAGGGGCCACCAUUUGACUUACUAUACAAAUUGACUGGUCAUAAAGCCAUCUUUGGGGAGUAUUGAAUUGCUAUGAGUUUUUACUAAAUUGAUAACAUACUCAAACACGUGGAUUAUGGCAAGGUUAACAAAAGUUUGCGAUACCGAUGAACUUGUUGAAUCCCCUUGUAUGCUACUGUAAUUUAAAUGAUCUAAUAAAUAUAAUAAAGAGACCUGAAGUCCAACACGAGCACACUGAAAAGCCAGUGCUGUGUUUAGGAUACGAGCUAAUGAGAUUGUCAUUAAUUUGUGUUUAAUUGUUUGAUAAACAUCUUUCUAACCAUUCUUUU